This is a messenger RNA of Talpa occidentalis (Iberian mole), 9708 nucleotides long. RefSeq names its product zinc finger protein 10 (gene ZNF10). The transcript is spliced from 4 exons. Gene Ontology annotation, molecular function: DNA-binding transcription factor activity, RNA polymerase II-specific; RNA polymerase II cis-regulatory region sequence-specific DNA binding. Lineage: Eukaryota; Metazoa; Chordata; Mammalia; Eulipotyphla; Talpidae. The record is from RefSeq and is a predicted model, not a curated record. The coding region runs from base 1732 to 3420 and encodes 562 amino acids. Gene Ontology annotation, biological process: regulation of transcription by RNA polymerase II.
CCGUUUUCCAAAUGGGAAUCUCGCGUUGCCUGAGUUCUAAAGUUCCUUUGCUUGGAAUUUGUACUCCUCAAGUACUCGAGGAGGCCGGCGGUCUCUUGUCUGCAGUUGCGGCUUUAGUUCCUCUUCUGCAGAAGCAGCAUCUGGUGGUGACGGUGAGGUCGGGGGCGUUGGGAUAAGUUCUGUGAUUACCAGAGAUGGACAUGCAGAGCCAGGAAUUGGGGGGGGGGUGCUCUGGGAGCCUCAGGAUUGAGACUGGGAUCCAGGCGCCUCUUUCAGCUUCUUUCCUUAGAGGAUCCCUCCUGCAGGUCUGGACAGGUGGUCUGGGGCACAGGUGAGAGUGGGCUGAACUCGCCGGGUGCUCUGCGCAGGGCUCCAUGCCCACGUGUGCUGGGGAGGGGUGUGUUUUGUGCAGGUAACACAAGGAGGUUUAAACAGCUGAGGGGCUCAGGUGAAAACUUGUUGAAAUAACAGUUAUGCCAAGACGUUAAGGAUGACUUGUGACUGUCCAGGUAACUGAGAGGUAAUGGACUAGCACAGGCCAGGUUGGGGGGCAUGGCCUGCUGGAGGAAUUAAAAGCAGCCCAAACACAGAACCCAGGGGUGUGGGGCAGAGCUUGACCUGUUGCCUGACUGUGAGGCAGAUUCCAGCACCGUACCCAGGAAGCGGGCACGGUGGCAGCAGGCUAGAUAGUGGGAGACGGUGGGCAAGAGGCUGGCAGAGCAAGUGUGGGUGAGCUUGCUGAGGAGACGGAGGACCUUCUGGGAGGGGAGAGCUGAAGGCAGGCAUGAGCACAGGUGUCCGUGAGCACACAGGCGUGAAGUGCCAAUGGAGCCAGGCUCCCCACUGAGCACAGGCCAUUGUGGUCCUCACCAGGCUCUGGUGCAGACACCUCAGGGUAGAGCACACCGCCCCAGGUCGGAGGGCCCGGGACACUGCACAAGGGGAUGAAGUGAAGAAGCAGACAGUGAUGAGAACAGGUGGCAGCUGUCGCGUGGCACAGAGCUGAGCAUGUGGGAGCCCCUGAAACAAGAGAGGCCCCAGUGUGUGCUGCUCUCGGGAGGUGAAGGAGCAGAGCUGAGAGGAAGGGAGGGUCUGAAGACUCUCAGCAAGGGAAGGUGCCAGUGUGUCACGGAUGAAGCCAUGACUGUGAUGCAGCAAUGGCCGGGUGACAACAUUAGGACAGAUGAGCAGUUCUUGCUAAUUAAGUUUCAGAAACAAAUGCAAGCGGUAUGAUUUACAGCUACUUCAGGUGAGGGAAAACCAUGAAAAACAACGACUAAGGAACAAUUCAAAAGGCUCAUUUCCAACAGCACAUUGGGGCACACGAGAGGCCCCCAGCCACUGUGGGGCGCUGAUGCCUGGGGUCUGCGUCCUGUCCUGGGGUGGCAGCUUUGCUCCAGGGAUCUCACUCUUGGUGUUGAAAAUGUCGGGGCUCACCCAGCCCAAGUGCUACUUCCCAGUCCCUCUCACACCUUCCUGCUUCUGGUCUCUGCGUGACCUGCACUGUCUGGGAAGGUGCUGGCAGUGCCCUGAGAGUGCACCGGGAGCUCCAGCCAGAAGCCAGUUGCCAAUUAAUGGUGGGCAGCUUUCUGAGAGAAAUGCACCAGAUGGCCAGGCCAGGACUUGGUGGGAGCAGCAGGACAGAAGCUGAGUGAUCCUGGACGGGGUGGGGAAGAGUGCAUCGUCUCCGAGUCCCAGGGGCAGGUGAACCCUUCAGGAUGAGUGCUGCUCAUGCCAGGGACACUGGUGACCUUCAAGGAUGUCCUUGUGAGCUUUUCCAGGGAGGAGUGGCAGCUGCUGGACACUACCCAGCAGACCCUGUACAAGGAUGUGACCCUGGAGAACUAUAGGAACCUGGUUUCCUUGGGGCUUCAGCUUCCCAAGCCAGAGGUGAUCCUGCGGUUAGAGAAAGGGGGAGAGCCAUGGCUGGUGGAGAGAGGGGUUCCCCGCAGGAUUCAUCCAGACUCCGGAAGUACAGUUGACAUUAAGUCUUCAGUUUUCAGCAAGAGCAUUUCUAAAGGUAAACAACCUGAUGGCAUUAAAAUGGAAGAAACGGCAAAGGAUGAUCUCUGGCAUUUGUCAUCUGAAGAAGCCUGGAGGUGUGACGACCUGCUGGACACGCACCAGGAGAGGCAUUCAAGGCGAGUGUUAUUAACCCAAAAGAAAGUACAUAUUCAGGAGAGAGUCUGUGGACAUGGAAAAUAUGAGGAAAAUUGUCUUCUUCCUGCUCAGCUAGUACUGAGAGAGUAUUUCCAGAAACAUGACUCACACACAAAAAAUCUAAAACAUGAUUUAGUUUUCGGUGGUCAUCAGGAGAGCUGUGCCAGCAGCAGUAAUGAAUGUGCUCAAACCUUCUGUCCAAGCAUUCACCUUAUUCAGUUUGCAAGAGCUCAAGCAGGAGAUAAAUCCUUCAGGUGCCCUGAUAACAGUAACUCCCUUACUCAUGGUACAUCUGUCAGUAUAUCGAGGGGUGUACAUAGAGAGAAACCCUACGAAUGUAAAGAAUGUGGAAAAUUCUUCAGCUGGCGCUCUAAUCUUACCAGGCACCGACUCAUUCAUACAGGAGAAAAGCCCUAUGAAUGUAAAGAGUGUGGGAAAUCCUUCAGCCGGAGUUCUCACCUUAUUGGACACCAGAAGACUCACACCGGUGAGGAGCCCUAUGAAUGUAAAGAGUGUGGCAAAUCCUUCAGCUGGUUCUCUCACCUGGUCACCCAUCAGAGGACUCACACCGGGGACAAACUGUACACGUGUAAUCAGUGUGGGAAGUCCUUUGUCCAUAGUUCCAGGCUUAUUAGGCACCAGCGGACUCAUACUGGAGAGAAACCUUACGAAUGCCCUGAAUGUGGGAAAUCUUUCAGACAGAGCACACACCUCAUUCUGCAUCAGAGAACUCAUGUCCGAGUUAGGCCCUAUGAAUGCACUGAGUGUGGGAAGUCUUACAGCCAGCGGUCUCACCUUGUCGUGCAUCACAGAACACACACCGGGCUGAAGCCUUUUGAGUGUAAAGAUUGUGGAAAAUGCUUUAGUCGAAGUUCUCAUCUUUUCUCUCAUCAGAGAACCCAUACUGGGGAGAAACCAUAUGAAUGUCAUGAUUGUGGGAAAUCCUUCAGCCAGAGUUCUGCCCUCAUCGUGCAUCAGAGAAUUCAUACGGGGGAGAAACCAUAUGAAUGUUGUCAGUGUGGGAAAGCCUUCAUCCGAAAGAAUGACCUCAUUAAGCAUCAGAGAAUCCAUAUUGGAGAAGAGACCUAUAAAUGUAAUCAGUGUGGAAUUUUCUUCAGCCAGAAUUCUCCAUUUAUAGUACAUCAGAUAGCUCAUACAGGUGAGCAGUUCUUAACUUGUAAUCAGUGUGGGUCGGCGCUAGUCAGUAGUUCCAACCUUAUUAGAUACCAGACAAAUCACAUUAGCGAAAAGCCUUACUAAUGUAAUGGACGUGGGAAAUUCCUCAGUAAGAGCAGUAACUCUCACUGGAGAGCUCCUUUUGGAGAGGUGUAUGGAUGGGAUCUCUGGAGAUGCCUCAAAUCCUGUUACGGCCCUAUAAUGCACUACAGAAUUGGUCCUGAUGACGGGAGAACCCACAAAUUACAUUCCAGUUGAUCUUGGUGCAUUUUGAUCAAGUUCAGUGUUAAAAUCCGAGAAGGAACCAUAAAGUAAGUGACUAGUUAAGGGAGAAUGCUACUUCAAAAAGAUAAACAAUAGUUAACUGCUGAGAAGAAUAAAAAGUCGAUAAAAUUAUUGUGACAAACAUGGAAAAUAAUAUUUCAUUGAAUUAAUAUGCCAUUUUUUUUAUUUGAUUGUCCUCUGGGACACUUCGUAGUGCUUAGUCUGUGUUAUGUGUCAAUAUAACAUACAUUUUGGUUAACCACAGGGGAAAUAUUUACAGUGUAAAGCAGAGAAAGAACAACACAUUUACAUUACUAGUAGUGCCCAUUUUUGAACACAUUUGCAUGUGGGCAGGAAAUGGAAGGGUGUAGAAAAGGAACAAAAUUGAUUUGCUAGGUAAUGGGUUUAUGAAUAAGUUUCAUCAUCUAUUCAGUGUUACUGUAACAAUUACUUAAAGACAUUUUUAAUACAGAAUAAAAGAAGCUCCAGUUUCUCCGUUUGUCAUCAAGGAAACUUGAUAACCAUAAGCCACUCAGCCUUCCCGUUAACUGUAAGAUGUUUGGGGCUAUAGAGUUCUGUUCUUUGAGACUGGGUGCUGAAGGCCCCUAGAAUCUUAAAAACAGUGAUUUUGUGGACACCAGUAUAUAGAGAAACACUCGACAUUGGACAUGUCAGGAGGGGCCUGCAUUUGAAAGGAACAGUUACCUGUGUGAUGCUCAGAGCAAUUACGCUGUGAGACAAACAGCACUGCCCAAAGCCGCCUUCUCUCCAGGGUAAUCUUUUCUCUUUAUGAUGAGGGCGUGAGCUGAAGCUCAGCUGCCCAUUUGAAAUCUUGCCUCUGCCCUUAACUCGCUGGGUGACCUUAGUCAUGCAACCUAACUUCUUUGUGCCUAAUUUAUAGACACCUUCCUCUGUAAGUUAGGGGUAGUGCUGCUCACCUCAUAGGGUGUGGUAGUUAUUAAAUGAGGAAACAUAUCAACAACUUAGCACUAGUGCCUGACCAACAUAAGUGCUUGAUAACUGUCAGCUGUGGCUUUAAUGUUGCCCCUUUUUAUUUUUUUAAGAUUUAUUUAUUCAUACAAGAACAGGCAUACAGGCCAGAGAUGUGGGAGGGCGAGAGAACCCACCAAAGACAGAGCGGGGAGCAGAACAGGCAGACAGACUGAAAACAUUCCUGAGACAGGAGAGGUCUGCCACGCCAUGUGGGCAUCUCCCUGGCCGGCCGGGAAUUGAACCUGCGAUGCAGAGGCUGCGGACAGCUUCACAGAGCGGCGUUCAACCCGCUGCGCCACCAGGGAGGCCCAUAAUGUUGCUCUUACUAACACUGUCCCGGCAUCUGUCUUUUAGUUUAGACUUGCUUGAGUGCUAAUAGCUCAUCAAGGCUUGCUUCCCACCAGCUGCAUGCUCUUCCCUUUUCCCCAUCUCAAGACUUACCCUUGGGAUAUCAGUUGGUACAGGAUUAUUUCUCAAUAUCAGUAACCAACUUGUAAUAUUGUAUAUGUGAGAUCAUUCUGUGUGUACAGAGGUUUCCCUUCUAGGGGGAAGGCCAUAACCUUCAGGUGCUCUGGUAAGUGCAUAACCCAAAAAAUAUUUACCAAAAGAAUAUUUUAAUUUGUGUUUCAUAAAACAAUUUUAUGUUUCAAUCUAUAAUGGAUCUCCAGUGUGUAGGGACUACUUGCCCUUUUCUAGAAAACUGUACAUUAGAUGCUCACUGAUUUUUUUUUUAAAGAUUUAUUUAUUUAUACAAGAACUGGGGUACAGGCCAGAGGCACGGGAGGGUGAGAGAAUUCACCAGAGAUAAAGCGGGGAGCAGAACAGGCAGACAGACUGAAAACACCACUGAGGGGAGCAGUGGGUGAGACAAGAGAGGUCUGCCAUGCCAUAAGGGCAUCUCCUGGGCCGGCCGGCAAUUGAACCUGCGCUGAAGAGGCUGCAGGCAGCUUCACAGCACUGCGCUCAACACACUGUGCCACCAGGGAGGUCCACUGGUUUGAUUCUUGAAUGAUAAAAAAUUUUUGUUGAGAACAGCAGGACAGAUUUUGAUGUCUCUCCCAGGAAAAGUCUAGAAAUGAUUGUUAGACUCACAAGACUUGAGACUACUGCAUCCUCUUCAUUGUACAGUUGCCAUGAAGUGAGUUGGCCCCGGUCAGUGGUCAGACCCAGAGCUCCAUCCCAGGGCCUGAAUGACUGCUGUUCUCAGUGCUUACAUGCUGUUCACAUGCGUAAUAUGCUCUCUUUAGGAAUAGUUUUCAUUAUGAGAAGUAGUGCUUUGUGGGAGUAGAAAAGAAGGCCCUUAAUGGGGCCUCUCGCAAUUUCUGAUUUGACCUGUGGUCCAAGUUUCCUCAGCUGUAAAAUGGAGACACCACUACUAUCUACCUCAGAGGGAUGUUGUGUAAGAUUAAAGGAGAUGAGGUUUGUAAAGUAUUCAGAACAAUGUGUGCACAUAGUAAGUACUGUAUGUUCCUGUUAAUAAUGAUACUACUACGUUUAGCACCCAAAGGAAAGAAUAGAGUGAGUGAUUGUAUGAAUGAUCUCUGAAUCUUUAAAGUGGUACAAAUUUUGCAUAAUGGCUAUAGCGUGUCAUAGAACGUUAAACAGACAUUAAAGUUGUGAACACAAAAGGUUUGGUAACAGGGAAAAUGUUGAUGCUGUCCAGUGUUAUAAAAAAACCAUGAUAAAUGUUAAUAUGGCGUAUACUCAAAUAUGUAAAAAUAAAUGAAUUUAAAACACAAAUGAAUCUUGCUCAAAACUCUAAGGAAAUUUGGCAGAUUAAUAGCUCCUCAUGUUCAAAUUGGGAGAACAGGCAUCUGCUUUUGUAUGUUUUUGUACUUUCCAAAGUUCCUUCAAACAGUAUAUAUUUUAGCAUCAGCAAACCAGUCUCUUCAAUGAUGGAAUCUUUUCUUUUGAAAAAUUCACAUCUACAAAUAAACUUCUAGAACCGUAAUGAAGGAAUUUGGCAGGGCCACAGGAGACACAAUCAAUAUAUAAAAAACGGGUUUCACACCUCUGUACCAGCAGUCAAUAAUUUGAAAGUGAAAUCAGAAAAGCCAUGAUCAGGAUGGGAAAACUCAGUAUUGUUAAGAUGGCAGUUCUUUACAAAUUAAUCUUUAUAUUCAGAGACAUUUGUGGAGAAAUGGACAAGCUAAUGAAAAAUGUACAUAGAAAUGCAGGAGACCUAGUAAAUAAGACCAAAGCCUCAUGUGUUUAUUAAGUACCAUUGUUUUACAUGCUUAUUAGUAUUUUGACAGUAUAUGGUCAGCUUUCAGGGGUUGCUUUUAAAGUUGUCUUUAUCUGACCCUUUGUUUGGUUUCUCUGUUCCACACAUGUGACACCAUCUGGUAUUUACCUUUCUCCUUUUGCCUGAUUUUGCUUAGCAUAAUGCCAUCCAGCUCCAUCCAUGUUGCUGCAAAUAACCAGAGUUUAUCUUUUUUUGUUCCAGUACUGUGCUGUCUGAAUUAUGACUAUAUAGUAUAGUUUGAAGUCUGGAAUUGUAAUCCCACCAUUUCCUCCUAUUUUCUUCAGGAGAGCUUUGGCUGUUUGGGGUCUUUCAUGGUACCAGGUGAAUUUCAGUUAAUAUCUGCUCCAUUUCUUUGAAGAAUGCCAUUGGGAUUUUUAUUGGGAUUGCAUUGAAUCUGUAAAUUGCUUUGGGUAGGAUGGCCUUUUUGACAAUGUUGAUUCCUCCAACCCAUGAGCAGGGAAUAUCCUAAAGCUGUUGUUAAAAAAGAAUGGUAGAGGGCCUCCCCGGUGGCGCAGCAGUUGAGCGCCGGGUUGCGAAGCUGCCCGCAGCCUCUGCUGCACGGUUUGAUCCCCGGCUGCUCCCCGGCCACCAGAGGAGGGUCCCACAUGGCGUGCAGACCUCUCCUGCCGCCCGCUACUUCCUUCAGCAGUGUGCUUUGGUCCUUCUGCCUGCUCUGCUCCCCGCUCUGGUGAAUUCUCUCACCCUCCUGCGCUUCUGACUGUACCCAGUGCUUGUAUAAAUAAAUAAAUAAGAAUAAAUCUUUAAAAAAAAGAAUGGUAGAGGGUUUUCACCCUCCACCAAAAGUAACUUCAAAGCUUACAGUAGAACUACACUGAUAAAAUGUUCACAUGAAGGCAGACAAACAUCAGAAAAAUAGGCUAUGGAAUCCAGAAGUGAGCUUAAAUAAACAUUUAAUUUUCACACAAGUACCUAAAUAAUUCAGCAUGAUAAGGAGUAUUUUUAAAUGAAUGGGGGUAUAACUUACUGGAUAUCUGUAAGAUAAAAAACAUUCAGAAAUUACCUCAAGGGGCCUCCGUGGCACGCGGGGGUUAUGUCUAUGAAGCUCUCGCCAGCCACUGUGACCUGGUUCGAUCCCCGGCCAGGGAGCUGGCCAGGGAGAGGCCGGCACAGCAGGCCUCUCUGCCUCGCCCACUGCUACCCUCAGCAGUGUAUUUCAGUGGAUACAUCUGUUCUGCUCCCCUCUCUGUCUCUGGUGAAUCCUAUCAUCCCACUACACCUGCGGCCUACACCCCAGUUCUUGUAUGCAUAAAUAAAUUAAAAAAAUGAACUCAAAAUGUAUCACAAACUUAAAUGCUGAAGUGUUUAAAACAAGAGAAAAUGUUUCACCCUGGACUUAGCAAAAUAUUUCCUACAGCACAAAAAGCAUGAAUAAAAAGAAAUUGCACUUCAUCAAAAUAAACUUCAGCUCUUCUGAAAACACCAUUAAGAACAUAAGAACGGGCCUCCCUGGUUGCACAAGGGGUUAAGUUAUCAAGCUAUUGGCAACCACUGCAGCGGAGUUUGAACCCCAGACAGGGAGCAACCCACAUGGCACAGAAGACCCCUCCUGUCUCCCUGCUGCUCCCCUGAGCAGUGUAUCUCAGUGGACCCACCUGUUCUGCUCCCCACUGUCUCCAGUGAAUCCUCUCACCCACUGCAUCUCUAACCUACACCCCAGUUCUUGUAUGCAUAAAUACAUAAAUCUUAAAAAAAAAAAAAAACAGCAAGCAACAGACUAGUGUAUGUUCAUAGCUCCUGUUCCCAACAGACACUUGUGCAUUGGACAUUCCUGAUCUGUUUGAGUCUGUUAGAGGUUAGAGUCUCGGUUGCUGCAGUCAGCAGUGGUCCAAAAACACAAUAAAUAGUAAGAGAUUUUGAGAUGGUGGUUCCUCUUUAACCCUCAGUUGUGUUAUACCCACAUUUGUACAGCUUUUGGCCACAGGCCAUUAAAAAAAAAGAAAAUUUGGGGCCUCCCCGGUGGUGCAGCGGUUGAGCGCUGGGUUGCAAAGCUGCCCGCAGCCUCUGCAGCGCUGGUUCAUUCCCCUCCUGCUCCCCGGCCACCAGAGGAGGGUCCCGCAUGGCGCGCAGACCUCUCCUGCCGCCCGCUGCUCCCCUCAGCAGUGUCUUCGGUCCUUCUGCCUGUUCUGCUCCCCGCUCUGGCUCUGGUGUAUUCUCUCACCCUCCCGCGCUUCUGACUGUACCCAGUGCUUGUAUAAAUUAAAAAAAAAUAAUUUGUGAGAGCACAUUCAUGUAAGUUUCACGAUAUAUUGUUAAAAUUGUUUUAUAAUUGUUAACAUGUCCUGUGCUUGUGUUACCAACUAAACUAUCAGGUGUGUAUAUGUAAGGGAAAAAAUAGUAUACAUAGGACGUGUACUCUACAUGUAAUGUCGGGCAUCCAUUGGGGGUCGUGGAACAUGUCCCUCACAGAGAAGAGGGGAUUACUAUAUCUGGAAUACAAAGAACCCUUAUAACUCAAAUGUUAAGACAAACCAAUAAAAAGUAGAAGAGGUUUAACAGAUGCUUCAGUAAGUAAUACAGGAGUGGCCGGUGAACCCAUGGGAAGGGGCUCAACAUCACUCGUUAUUAGGGAAAUGAGCAUUAAAACCACAGGGACACGCUACUUCAGGAAGGCUAACUUGUUAGUGAGGAUUGGGACCCUUGUAUAUUGCAGGUGGGAUUACAAAACAUUACAGCCGCUUUGGGAAAUAAUUUGGCAUGUCUUCAUGCCCACGCGGUAACACCCAUCAAUUAAUUCCACGCCUACGCAUAUGCCCAGGAGAAUUGAACACACGUCCGCGCAGAAACCUGUGCGCAUACAGGAAUGUUAAGCAUCACAGUGAUCCAAAGCUGGACCAAAUUUAAUAACCACA